CACCAUCACCACCACCACCACCACCACAACACGCUUCCAAAACAAUGUCCCCCCCAACAGCCCUCCUGUCACCUCUCCCAAUGGCUGACGGUUCUGCACAAUACACAGACGGCCCGACAACCCUCCUAGCUUCAAUCAAUGGCCCAAUAGAAGUAAAGCCUAGAGAUGAAAUCCCAUUAGAAGCUUACCUCGAAAUAACAAUCAGGCCCUCCGCUGGUGUCACCUGUUUGGCUACCCCCCCCUUCUUUCUUUCCAAUCAAUGCCGGCCUAACUGACAGCCAUCCUAAAGCUGUUCGCGAAAAACAUCUAGAGGCCCUCCUUCGCUCGGCUAUAUCCCCACUCAUAAUGCGUACCGUCUAUCCACGCACGCUCCUGCAAAUCACCUUGCAGAUUAUCCAGCAUGAACAGGCGUCUGCGGCAUGCACAUUACAUACUUUGUUAGCUUCGGCGAUAGUAGUUGUGGUGCUUGCGCUCGUAGACGCGGGAGUCCCGAUGAAGGGGAUGCUGGCUGCGGCGUUUGUGGAGGAGGCCGAUGGGAGUGCAGCGCACGUUUUUGGGUAUACUGUUACGGGAGGAGGAAGAGAUCCUAGUGAGGGGUUGGUAUUUGUGGAGAGUGAUGGGGCAUUUGACGAGAAGGGAUUCGUGGAGGCCUCGGAGAUUGGGAGGAAGAGGUGUCUGGAGGUCGGAGAACUGAUGAAGAACUGGGUUAGAGAGAAGGUUGGAAAGGAUAUGAGAUAUCGUUUAAAGUGAUAUCACAGAUUUCCAGAGGGCAUAGUCUAAUACAGUUAUAAUAUACAGUCAUGACAAAACAAACCGAGCAUAGUGUAUACACCCAACCAACCAAAAACUCCGAUCCCAAACAGCCAAACACGACCCAUCUAUCCCUAACAUCUAAUCUAAACCCUUCUUCCUUCCUUCAACCUCUUCUCCAGCUCCAUAAAAGCCCUGAUCCCAACCGGAAUAUCCUCAAACCCCUCCCAGAG
Molecule: messenger RNA, 983 nt
Organism: Tuber aestivum (summer truffle)
Lineage: Eukaryota; Fungi; Ascomycota; Pezizomycetes; Pezizales; Tuberaceae
Source: the annotation of a GenBank genome assembly